Messenger RNA from Cheilinus undulatus (humphead wrasse), 6839 nucleotides. Its product is annotated as calponin homology domain-containing protein DDB_G0272472-like. The coding region runs from base 298 to 5355 and encodes 1685 amino acids. Lineage: Eukaryota; Metazoa; Chordata; Actinopteri; Labriformes; Labridae. The transcript has 13 exons. The record is from RefSeq and is a predicted model, not a curated record.
CAACACUGCAACCUGAGACGGGAUAGCCAGCCAGUUGGCUAGCUAAGUAAACCUGCUAAGUUAGCUACUCCGCUAGCCCACGUAUUAACGAACUGUCACGACUCGAGUACUAACCGUUUACACUGGCUUUAAUUUUUGUUUCGAAGUCGUUUCGACAGGGAAAAAGCUCAAACUGACUUUCCUGUUUGGCUCCUUCAACUCCCUCCUCCUGUGUGAUAUGACAUCGCUCCUCGGUUACAACAAAACCCAGAGCUCUACAGCAGACGGUUGACAUCUGGUCAGGUUCUGUUGAAGAGGAUGGCUGCUCAGGUAGAAGUUCAGGCUGGGGAGGUAGGGAGGACAGGAGUGGGAGGACGACUUCACCUGAGUCCUCUGACUGACUCCAGCAACAAGAGCCUUAUCGAGAUCCCCUCCAUCAACCAGUCCCAUAUUAUCUCUUCUGAGCCUAAUAAACCUGUACCAGGCCCCAAGCCAAGGCUCAGCCCCAAGCCUUUUUCUGUGGAGAAAAACCCCACCAUCAAACCCAUACUUGCCCCCAAACCCCAACCUAAACCUCGGUCAGAGCCCAACCACCUCCCUGGACAGAAACCAGAGCUUCCAAGCAGUCCCAAACCCCCACAAUUGGCUGACACUGGCAAACCAAGACCACUGUCAACCAGUCCAAGCCAACCAAUCACCUUUACUUUUAAAACAUCUAAUAAACUGAGCACUGGGCAAACAACCAAACCAGUUGUCCAUCCAUUUAAACCAGCCCCUCCUCUUAUCUCCGGAGACCCCAGCAAACCCAUUCCACCUGUACCAGCAUUAAGGCAGAGACCCUCUUCAUCAAGCCAAGCUUAUGCCAAGAGCUUUAGAAAAAUUCCAGCUGCAGAGUGGUCUGGAUCCACAAAAAACGAAGAUGAAAAGGACCAAAUAAUAUCCAGCAAAGGGGGCACCUCCAUCGCAAGAGCCAAGUCUAUGGGAUCUCUCGAUUUAGUGGGGCAAGAGGAAGAAGAAAAUAAAAAAGCAAAACCUGAAGCAACAGUUCCGCUCAGACCUCAGCCCAGAGGCUCCAGGCCCAGACCUGUAUCUGCCAUUUUUCUUGAUAAUCCAAACAAGACAGAGGCACCAGUUCCUACCCCUCGCUGGACUGGAAGACGGCCACUAUCAGCUGAUCUUACGGCCAAAUUUGAGUCUAUAGGGCUUUCACUACAUCGUAAACCUCUCAAGGAAAACACUAAAGAAAACACUCCAGAAGAAAAGGCACUACCACAGAAGAAAGAGAUGCAGAAAACUCCUAAGAGUGCCACACCACAAAAUGCUGGUGUUGAAGCUACACCCACUGUCUCAGACCAAAGCAAUAAAAAGUCAGAAGAACCAACAGUGAAGGAGCCCAGUGAGGAUAAGCCUGCUGUCAGCAUCAAGAAACGAAUCAGUCUCCUCCUCGAUUCAUCCUCCUCUCCUGGUGCAGGCCUGUUGUCAGAUGUUCACACUCCAGUGCACCCGGUCCCUGAUACCGAACCAGCAGUGGGUGUUAAACAGCUAAUCAAGCAGCUGACCGAGGACACAACACCAACACAGAGCCCUGUCCCCAAACCCCCACUGAAGCCACGUCCCUUACCCCUUGACCUAACUAAAAGGUUUACAUCCGAGAGGUCGUCAGACUCUGGCAGUGAGGCAACAGACCGCCAUGACAUCAGCAAAGAUCCUCAGGCGAGGACUGGAGAAGCAGCCACCCCCAGUGACCAGAUAACAUUUGUGGAUUUAAAAGACUCCCAAGAGUCCCUCAAAAAGGCAUCUAUAGAGGAAGGGAUGGAGGCUGAACAAAUGUUUGGCACCUCUACCAAGGAUAGUGGUGCUGGCAGUGAUAUACAGAAAGUGAGAGCAUCCCUGUUUGAAAAUGUUGUGGAGAGGCACAGUGUGAUGAUGGUGGAGGAGAGCAAACUGCUGAACAAGGACAAAGAUUCACUCCAGAGUCCUUUAUUAAGGAGAGAAAGUAGUGAUGAGGGAACUCUGGUCACAGCCACGUACAAAGAGCCUAUGUCUCCAUCAAGUCCUCUGCGGGUGCUGCAUGCCUUUGACACUGUGCAGGCGGUGGAUGAAAGCAAGGCAGUGAGUGAGAGCCUCCCAUCAGCUCUGAGAGAGGAUAAGGCUAUGACGCUACGUUCCAGACGCUCAGGAGGGAACGUGACAAUGGAAGAGAGAAAUACUGGACCAGGAGGUGCAGCGGUGAUGCCAGAACAACAGCCAAGAUAUCUGAGAGUUGGAGCUUUGCCUAAAUGGAGCGUUACAGGCCUUGAACAAGACCCAAGUCAAGAACCACAACUGGAGGGACAAGUGGCUUUUAAUAUGGACAGAGACAGGCAGAGAGAGGCAGAACAGGAGGAAGUGGCUGCAUCCCCUAAACGUUUGAAAAUGGUACCAACAGAAGAACAGCCCAAACCCAGGGCGACUUACUUUGCUUUAACAGGACAAAUACAGGAGCCGGUUUCUCCAAGCGUAGACACGAGUAUGCCCUUUGAUGAUUUAUCUGUGAGGUCUGCUCUGGGUAGCGCUCAAGGAAAGAUUCUUCCAAUCAAGAGAAAUCCUUCGUUAGAUGAAGCUUUUGGGAAAAGCUCCCAUGACCAGGCUGAGGAGUCGAUGAUAAAGAGUCAUAUGUCACAUGAAGAGAUUAGAUCUGGAGUUAACAGACAGACAAUCGAGGAAAUGAUGGAAGUUGAAAAGAAAAGAGAACUGAAGAAAGAGGCAGAAAGACACAAGGCAAAAAUGAAAGAGCUUGAGAGGGAAAAGCAAAGGCAGCUGGACCUAGAGAAAGAAGCACAUCUAGAAUUUGAGCGAAUGAAGGAGAGGGAGAGGCAAAGAGAAUAUGAACGGCAACGACAGAAAGCGUAUGAGAAGGAGAAACAAGAAUUUGAAGAGAAACAGCGUGCACUGGAAAGGCAGAGGCAGAUAGAGCUUGAAAAUCAGAGACUGCAAGAAUUGGAGAGAGAGAAGCUGGAAAGAGAAAGGCAACGUAAACUUGAGAAAGAGAAACGGCGAGAAUUGGAGAGACAAAGAAAGCUUGAGUUGGAGAAACAGAGGGAGCAGGAAAAGGAGAGACAGCGGGAACAGGAGAGGCAAAGACAAAGGGAGGAAGAGAGGCAAAGAGAGCUUGACAGGGAAAGACAGCUUCUGGAAAUGCAAAAGGAGAAGCAGAAAAUGGAGGAGCUGGAGAGGAUAAAGGAGGAGGAGAGAAAACAGAUCCUAGAGUUUCAAAGACAGAAACAGAAAGAAAGGGAAAGACUGCAGAUCGUAGAGAUGGAGAAGCAAAGGCUCAGAGAGAAGAUGGAAAGAGAGGAGGCCGAGAAGAUCAAGCAGAUGGCGCUAGAGCAGGAAAUGCUACGACUGCGAGAGCUUGAAAAAGAAAGGGAAAGACAGCAGGAGAUGGAGAGGGAGCUUGAGAGGGAAAAGCAGAGAGAGUUGGAGAGACAGAGGCAAAGAGAGUUAGACAGGGAGAGACAGAGACAGCUAGAUAUGGAGAGACAGGAAUUAGAAAACCAGAGGCUGAGGCAACGAGAACUGGAGAAAGAAAGGCAGAGGAAGGAGGAGAUAGAGAGAGCUAAAGAGAUGGAGAAGAGACAGAUGAUGGAGUUUGAGAAGCAGAAGCAGCUAGAGAAGGAGAGACUUCAGAUUUUGGAGCUGGAGAAACGCAGACUGAGGGAGAAGAUGGAGAAGGAGGAGGCAGAGAAAUUGAGACUGAUAGCCAAACAGCAAGAAGCAGAGAGGCAGAGACUGAAGGAGAAGCAGAAGAAGGAGGAACAGGAGAGGGCAGCAGCUCUUAGGCCUAAAGUGGUAGACCUAGACUCGGUGCUCCGAAAUGACCCCUUCGCAAAGUCUUCCUCUCAGCGCAGCGACCCUUCAACACGAUGGAAAGAGCCAUCUCCAAGACCUGAAGAGUCUUAUAGACCAGCCAUUCUUGACAUAGACUCCUUCACAUCACAAGCCCAGCAUUCUCCCAGUAAGGACUUGUUUCCUGUUUCUGGUGUCCAGAGUGUAGAUACUGGGUUUGGAGCUAGAUUACAACCUUCUCCUGAGAAGGAUGUCAGCUGGAAAGUGCCAGCGCAAGCUUCAGUUGGUUACACAAAUCCAGUAUGGACGACGUCUCCUCAGGACCCAUGGGAGAUUAGGCCCAUUGAGAUGUCUGUGGACAAACCAAUGGCUGAAUCCAGAAAAUCUUCCAGCAAAAUGAGCCCAGAGCAGCUCCUCCUCAGAAUGCAGGAAGAACGGGUUCAGCCUCCACAGAAGAACUGGACCAUGUUGGAUGAGACAUCCCUCUUUGGUGCUUUUGCUGGGACUGAGGCUAAAACUGGAGGAGACUCCAUAAGUGGAGUCUCCAGCAGCACUUCUGUUGAGCAGUUAUGGUUCCCCAGAGAGCCACAGCCUCCAGACAGUAGGGUGGAGGGUCGCAGUCACAGGAGAUCAUUUGGAGCCCAGGAGCUGAACAGGAUGCGGUCUCGUAGCGUGUCGCGGCGAUCAGCCCCUUCAAGCAGUGCUGUGGAGGGAAGUCUGUCCAGGAUGAGGAGUCGCAGCGCCCACAGAGAGCAGAACCGCCACAGCUGGGAGCAGCAGAAGCAAAGCAUCAGUCCUGAAGAGGAGGGGAAGGACUCAGAAACACCUGUUCGCGAGACUGACAGUCAGUAUGGGACCUGGGAGACAGGACUGCGCACUGAUGACAGUCUCACUCCAGCCACGCCCAGCUCAGAGAGCAAUCUCAGCCCUUCACCAAGGAAGCCCACUCCCACUGACACGCCAGGGGAGCCCUCCUCACUGUUUGAUACUGACACCGUGGACAGCCUCCUUCCCUCAUCCUCCUCUGAGAAAGAGCCGCUUUCUUUCCCUGAUGCUCCGGUUGCUCUGCUUGACACCAGCGCUCUCCGCUCCAGAGCUCAGCUGGGGAAGAAACGAGCCCCACGGACACGUCCCUCCAGAGCAGCCCUUCAGAGCACUGAGCAGCCUGAGGACUGGCUUUUCAGAGACUCCACAGAACCAAAGGUCGAGGUUAAGGACGAUGACUCAGACUCUGAGGAGCCACCCAAAGGAGCUGACACCGCCUCUGCUGUCUCCUCUCAGCCUCAGAGGGUCGCCCUGUUUCCUGGGAUGGACCCUUCAGCUUUAAAGGCCCAGCUGAAGAAAAGGGGCGACUCUGACAAUCAAACAGAUGGACCUGCUCCCUCUCCUCCCCUGGUCUCCCGCUCUCCCAAGUCCCCUUUCCUCCCCAGGGCAGCACGAGUACUGCCCCCUCCUGGUGGAAAAGAAAAUGGAGAAGAGGAAUCACCCCAGUGGUUAAAAGAGCUGAAGUCCAAGAAACGCUUGAGUCAAUAUGAAAACGAGAGCUAAGUUGCCUUAACAGAUGAAUCUAUGAAACAGAAGCCUUAAUGUCCGACCCACAGAGGAGGAGACGUGGAUCUACAGCUGCUGAUGUAUAUUUUUCUUUUUGAUUUUUUUGUUCUCUUCCCGUCUUGGUGGAUUAAUGUGCAUGGUGCCUUUUUUUAUGGAGAGUCUUUAUCUUAUGGGAAAAAAACAAGCAAGGAGAAAAAAACAUCGAGCUGCUCCGCUUUAUCCAUUUCAUGCUUGAAGCUGUGGAAGCUCUCCUGCACCAGAAGGAACUUCACGUGAACACUUUAAUGGGACCAGCAGAAGCUAGAGUGGGAGAAAAGGCGGCCAUUUCCUGCUAGGAGGCAUUUCAGGAAACACGUGGGACCAUGACGCCUCUUUAUCCUGGACGUGCUUCCUCACAUGCUGGAGAAAAAUCCAGUCAACCCACUACGACAUGUCUGUAUUUUACAUCUGAAGUUGUCUGCGCCGGACGUUUGUGUGUUAUCAGACUGUGGGGGUUGUCGCUGGGAGUCACACAAGCAUUGCCAUAGGAUAACAUUUCAGACACUAAUGAAUUAUUUUUCUUUUUGAACAUAGAGAACAAAUCACUGCUGGCUUGAUCGUCAGUGAGAGUGUAUAUCAUGUUAUAUCUGUAAUCAGGAGAUGUUAUAUUUGUAUUAUCAUUGAUUUAAAUAUGACAGAGAGCUAGUUUUGAAAGGUUUACCUUGAUACACUCCAAAACUUUAGCAGUAUCACAGCUGCUGUGUACACUACAUCCUUUUGUUUAUGUUUCUUUGGUGAAAUGGAACAGGGGCGACUUCAAUCUGUCAAUCAUGCACACUCCUUAUCAGCACAAAAACUCUACACUACAACACUAAUCAAGUUGUCUUUCCUGAUUGUAGCUGAAAGCGUUCAUUAUAAGCCAUACUUUCUCUUGGUAGGCCUCACACUCCUCAAUCAUGUUUUUUUCCCAAUAAAUGUGCAAUCCCUCUCUUUUCUGUCCCUUUUAGUGCAUGCACAAUCUGCAGUCAAACCAGACACUGCUCAAACUGACCGUUUAUACUCCAGAGGAGGGAUGGUUCGUUCACUACAUGGUUAAAAUGACUCUAAUCUCCACAACACUCCUAAACGAUAGAAACAUUUGCACCAGCCUCUCUGUAAUCUUCCUCGUGUUUGCCAUCCUCCUCAUCACUCUGCUCUUCUUUAAAGCACUUUGUAACUUGAAGCACUUCAGCACUGACCUCUGCCCUGUCUCGUCGGCCAUGUCUCGUCUCCUCUAUCGUUGGAGUGCUCAUGCAAUGCAAGUGAAUGUGUUGAUGGAUUGAUUGUCCCUGAUUUAUAUGUACAUGACGUUUUUUCUUUUGUCAUAAAAGUUGAGGGUUUAUUUUUUAUGUCCUUCUUUUGUCCCUUUUUUAUUUGAAAGUAAAGAUGUUUAUUGCACUGUGUUGUACUGGCCAGUGUCCUAAAGCGAAAGAUAAAUUCUUAAUAAAAUUUACUUGACUUGA